Molecule: messenger RNA, 599 nt
Organism: Nematolebias whitei (Rio pearlfish)
Lineage: Eukaryota; Metazoa; Chordata; Actinopteri; Cyprinodontiformes; Rivulidae
Product: cartilage intermediate layer protein 1-like
Exons: 4
Source: RefSeq, a predicted model, not a curated record
AGGCCUGGACACAGUGGCUUGACAGAGACAACCCCUCUGGAACUGGAGACUGGGAGUUGCUCACCAUACUUCAAGAUGAGAAACCUGGACAAAUCUGCAGCAUCCCCAGAGAUGUUGAAGCAGUGACUCUGUCUGGUCAGAGUGUGGCUCAAGCUGGAGAAAACAUUUUUACAUAUGAUAAAACUUUAGGAUUCGUCUGCAGAAACAUGGAUCAACCAGACAAACGGUGCAAUGAUUAUAAAGUUCGCUUCAGCUGCUCUCCUGCUGCCUGUAAAAAAGGUAAAGUAGCUCCUGUUUGUUGGACUAAGUGGUACGAUCGAGACAAUCCCUCUGCAACUGGCGACUGGGAGACUCUGAGUGACCUGAGAAAUGAGUACCCCGGACAAAUUUGUGCUGCACCUCUUUACAUUGAGGCUGCUACCGUUGUUGGAGAGAUCCCAGCCAUCUUGACAGGAGAUAACAUCUAUAUCUACAGCCCCACUAAAGGGUUUGCUUGUCGCAACCAGGACCAGAAAUCUGGCUACUGCAAGGACUACAAAGUUCGCUUUGGUUGUCCCUGUCUUUUCCUUCCUGUUGCAGCAGUUAAUAAGAAGAAAUGA